AUGGCGUGUAAUUCAGCUGAAAUAGAACAAUUCAAUUCUUCAUUUUGGAUUGAACGUCAAUGGUCAUUUGAACAUUUACAUGGAUGGACAAAGAAUUGGGAUAAUAGAAUUUUCUAUUCAAAUAAUCCAUAUAGAAGAAAAUAUUUUACAUUAUAUGGAGAAACUGGUCAAUUAGAGAAAAAAAUUCAUUUAAAUACAGUUCUUCAUGUUCAUAUUCGAAGUCUACAAGCAAUAAUCAAUUGUAUUUAUUAUUUUCCAAGGGUUACAAAAAUUACAUUUGAACAUAUAUUUGAUAUAUCACAGGAUUCAAUUGCUACGAGUCUGAAUUGUAUCAUUCCAUUGAAACAAAUAACAAAAUUAGUUGUUAAUUGUCAUUGUUUUUCUUUCGAACAAAUUAUUCAAAUCUUAUAUUUAACAUCUAAUCUUUGUAUAAUGAUACUUAAAUCUAUUUACCUUUCCAUACCAGAUUAUUGGUCUCUUCAACAGAAUGAAAAUUUUCAAAGAGUUUCGAAAACAAAUCGAAUAACAAAUAUAACAAUUGAAGAAAAAUGUAAAUUAAUAGACAUUCGUUUACUUGUGGCUUUAUGUCCUCGAUUGGAACAUUUAACAAUUCAUAUUCCGACUGAUGUUUUUCAAUUAACUAUACGAUUUUUAUUGUCAAAAACUAAUGAAAAUAUUCGUCGAUUGUUUUCAUUAUGUCUUACACAUGAGUCUAAAAGUUUAGUUGAGACAUUGAAAACCUUUAUUGAAUCCGAAAAAUUGCUAGAUAAUUAUUUCUUAGAGUUUUUUGAAGAUAAAUUGUAUUUAUACUGGUAA
Messenger RNA from Adineta steineri, 816 nucleotides. The record is from the annotation of a GenBank genome assembly. Lineage: Eukaryota; Metazoa; Rotifera; Eurotatoria; Adinetida; Adinetidae.